AUGGCUGACAUCUGGCGUCGUUCUUGCGCAGGCAGAUUUUCUCUCUCACCAACCGGCCUCCUCUUCGCCUCGUUUUGUUUCCUAUACCUUGGCUUCUUCCGGUAUUACCAUCAUGUCAGCCAUCGAGAUCCCACAUCUUACUUCUUUGACCCCUCCCGUGCCUACGAGCGUCGAUAUUCGUCAACUAGGAUUGCAGAAGCAGCGGAGUUUCUGAAGAGCGCGGAUAGCAUUUUGAGACCAGCACAGCCCGAGGACUGGACCCCUACGAUAUGUGUCGGAAUAGCAACUGUUGCCCGCCGGGGGGAGCAGUAUGUGAGAUUGACGGUGGCAUCUCUCCUGGCCGGUCUCAACGAACUCGAGAGAAAGAGCAUUUUCCUGAAUCUUCUCAUCGGCAAUACAGAGGCAUCGAAACAUCCAAUAUACUCCGAGAAGUGGAUUGAGACAUUACCAGACCGGGUACUGACGUAUCGACAAGAGAAUCCCGACUUCGAGCGUAUCAAAUACUGGGAGGACGGUGGAUAUUAUCGGAACAAGACAAUCUACGACUAUACACACUUGCUGAUAGACUGCUACGAUACUGGUGCUGAGUAUGUGGCAAUGAUUGAAGAUGAUACUCUGGCAGUGAAGGACUGGCUCCCGUCCGCCUUGCAUUCUCUCGAUAGCGUCAAGAAACGCGCAGUGGAAGGGAAAUGGAUAUACUUGCGACUCUUUUAUGUCGAUGAGCUUCUCGGUUGGAAUUCAGAAGAGUGGCCGAGAUAUUUGGUUUUGUCGACUCUGAUCUGGGCGCUACUUACAGGGAUAAUGAUGGCAGCUAAAAAAGGCUUCAAGAACGAGCUGAAGUCUAUUCCAACCAGCGCUGUUUGGAUUACAUCUUGCAUGUUCAUUCCAGCUAUUAUUGCGCUCCAUUUCAUGGCGGGAAGACAGACAAUGUGGCCGAUAUCCCCGGGUGUUCAUGAGAUGAAUAAAUAUGGAUGCUGCUCGCAGGGUCUCGUCUUCACACGCGCAAUCAUACCCGACUUUCUGGAGCAUACUGACUUGACAACGGAUUGGCUGGUUGACAUGAUGAUCGAGAAGGUCGCAGACGACGAAGGAUGGACGCGCUGGGCGGUGAUCCCGCCCUUACUGCAGCAUGUUGGAGCUAUAAGCUCGAAAGGACAUGGGUUUGAUGACUCGGCAAAGACUCUCUGGAAUUUUAGAUUCGGAGAUUAUCCCUAUUAG
This is a messenger RNA of Penicillium salamii, 1218 nucleotides long. The record is from the annotation of a GenBank genome assembly. NCBI's taxonomy places the organism in Eukaryota, Fungi, Ascomycota, Eurotiomycetes, Eurotiales, Aspergillaceae.